UAAUUUUAAAGUUUAUUUUCAAACAUUAUACUAUAAAAAGCUCAUGUAAUGAAUGUUUUCAACAUAUUACUUUGUAAAAGAGAAAAUUAAUCAUUCUAAAGAUUUUUACUAAUUUGAUAUAAGCCCUAUUUUUACCGAGUUUUUGACUGGAUCGGACCAAAGAUUGAAAAUUAUAUAUCUCAACUUAAAUAUUACACUAGUUUCCUUUCAUAGAAGGGGUGGGAUGAGGAUCGAACAGGGAGAGAUGGAGGCCCCAUGAUCUCCUCAUUGGACUAAAUUUCUUAGGUGGUUCAAUUAAGUUUUUUUUUACCAUCCUUCUUAUUCCCAAAAAAAAAAAAAAAAAAAAAAAAAAAACCUCCCUUGAAUUCGCCAUUGAAGUGGUUUGUGAGCUUUCUCUCCUCCAUUGAAGAAGCUUUUGAGGUCAUACGUAUGUCCAACCCAUUGAAUUGGUCUCUCUCAAUUCUCCAUUGAAGUGCACUCAACGUUCUCCAUUGAAGCGCACUCAGCGUCCUACAUUGAAGCGCAGUUCACGUUCUCCGUUGAAUAUAGUACUUGUAUCCCCCAUUGAAGUAGCUUCUGAGCAGCGCUGUUUGAAUGCAAUAAAGGAAGCAGGAGAAAAUGCAAUACUCAGAAGAAUGGAAGUCGUUAUUUCCGAUUUGUUCAGUUCAUUCUUCUCCCCUCCUCCUUACCAAAAACCCGUCUUUAUUGGGACCGCUGUUCUUCAAUCCCGUCCCUGAGUCUUUGUCCCUUCUCUUCUCUUCGCCUGAUCUCUCUCCUCCUUUCAUCCCUCCUCCUCCACACCUCUCUUUACCCAGAUUCCUUCAACUUUCCACUUCCCAUGACAUCCUUCCUACUGUUGCCUCAGCUAUUUCUGCUUCCUUAAACUCUGAAGAGCACUGUAGAAGCUCCAACUAUGUCCCCUAUAACCGUCUUGAGCCCCUAUACUGCCCCAACGACCAGGUUUUUGUUUUCUUUCCAACUGGGUCCAAUCUUGAUUGUGUUGGGUAUCUUGUUUUAUCAGUAAGAGAUUCCAAAUUAGUUGUUGAUUUUAGUACUGAUGGUUCUGUUUUGACUUCCCAAAUUAAAUUUGAUCAUCAGAUUGUUCAAUUGACAGCGUGCUCUCUUAGUGAUUGUACAUUUCCUGAUGUGGGGGGUCCUGAUUGUGUUGGUUUCUUAUUGGCUUGUAAUAUGUAUGCUGCUAAUUGGUUUAGUGUUCGAACUAGUGGGCACUGUUUAGACUCCAAGAAGCCUGAUUUGGUUCUUUUGGGAAGUAAGAAAUUCACAAGUAGCAUGGUGGCUUAUGCUUGUUGGAAUCCACAUCUGCCUGGAGAGUGUGUACUCUUGUUAGAAAGUGGAGCAUUGUUUUUGUUUGAUAUGGGUUCUCAUGUGGAUACAAGGUUUAAAGGGAAAAGAAUCAAUGUUGCUUGGGAUGAAACUGGUGAAUCAGCAGGUAGUGGGUGGUUCAGUUGUGAAUUUAGCUGGCAUCCGAGAAUGCUGGUUGUGGCAAAUUCAAAGGCUAUUUAUGUGGUUGAUUUAAGAUUUGGGAAAUGUCAAACGAGCUGUUUAUUGAGGAUUGACAUGCUUGGAGUGAGUGACCUGCAUGCGAAGGAUAAGUUUGUUGUCUUUUCAAAGGCUGGAAAUGAUGGUUUCUUCUAUACUGUGGCUUCUGAGCAAUGGCUAUUUUUAUGUGAUGUUCGCAAACCGCUAAUGCCAGUUCUUAGAUGGGCUCACAAUGUGCAUGAGCCUCGUUACAUGACUGUUUUGUCUCUGUCUGAUCUGAGAUCCAUGCCACACGAUAAAGAUGCAGGAGCCUCUGCUGUUAUCUUAGGAUCAUUUUGGAACAAAGACUUCAGUCUUUUCUGUUAUGGCCGUCCUCACCCAGCUACUGCAAAAUCUUUCUCUAGUAAAAUUUCAAAUUUCUCGAAUUCUUUUUAUGCAUGGGAGCUUCCAUCAUCUCUCUUGUUGGCUGGUCAGAAUUGCCACUGUGGCAGUUGUCUUUUGAGGGAGGAAUUUGCAAAGGAUGAUCUUCUUGAGUGGAUUGAAUGGCAACAGAAAAGGGAGUCAGUUCUUGGCUUUUGCAUUCUGAACAAGCAUCUCUGUUCUUUAUUACCGAAGGUUGGAGAGCAUGGGGGUUUUACACUUUUCCGAUUGAUGUCAACUGGGAAGCUUGAAUCUCAGCAAUACUGUGCCUCUUGGAUAAUGGCAAGGAUUGUGGCAACGACACAUGGAGAAGUGAAUCCUCUCAAAGAUUCUUUGUUAUGUUCUAUGGGUGAUGAGAUUUAUAAAUAUCCCAAGAGGUUCCGCUACAUUAAACUUGAGAACCUUUAUUAUCAUUUGAAUAGUAAUCUGGCCAAACUAUUGUUUACAAAAUUUAAGAACAUUCCAGCUUCCGCAGGCUUGAAGAAAUUCUCUAAUGAACGUUUCCAUAUAUUUAUGGGUGACAAAUUAAAGUUAUUUGGCUGUGAUCCACCAAUGUCACACCUUUCAGUUGCUGAUGUUUUCAGGGAUGUUGACAUGCCAACAAACCUUUAUGAAAUUGUGAGUAGACUAAUGUGGACCUCCUUACCAAUGAAUAUUUUGGAGGUUGCUUUUCCUGAGUAUAGUGAAGUUCUUGAAGUUGAACAUAAAAAGUUUUCUCUGGAUUUUCCUGUCAUUCCUGACCAAAACCAGUCUCCUCCCUUCUUUCUAAGAGACCCUUCCCACUUCACUAAUCAGAGGUCAGGCAGAGGACGACGCAGUGAAGAUUUUGUGGGUCCUGUUUUUCCUCUUCUGGCAUUAGUUGUUUUGAAUGAGAUCUCAAGAUGUGGAUAUUCUUUCGUGGGUGAAGUAAAUGAAUUCUCGCCUGAAGACAUAUUUACCCAACAAUGCAAAUAUGUAAUGCGUUUGACCAAGGAAUUGGGCACCCUUAAUGUUGGUGACAAACCGGACAAGUACCGUGCAGUAUCACUCAAGGAAGACAGGAAUGAGUCAGAACCAAGACCAGUAUUCAUUUAUAAGCCAUCUGCAUUUUUGGAUGAAAUUGAGGAACAUACGGGUUCUGAUUUAGGGGAGAGAUUUGAUACAGUAAUUACUAAGUUUGCUGAGGAUGACAAUGAUUUCUUUGCUGGACUUUGCCCAAUGGAACUAAAAUAUGAUGAUGCCAAAAAGAUUGAGUUCUCUGAGACGGAGUCAAGUGCGUUCAAAUUAUUAAAAGAACAGUUUUCACACUGGCAGAAAAACUUUAUGCCAUACCACAAUCUUCAAGUGCAACUUCAAAAAAAACAGCCACAUUUGAGACCUGCAAAGUAAUUGCAGGAUCUGAGACAUUCUACAGAUGAUUUGCUUUUGAUUUUUCUGAUAUAUGUAUUUCCCUGCACAAGAAUCAAAGGUAGUGUAGAAUAUGUACACUGUAGUCAUAAGAUUUAUAUGUGAUACGCAAACAAAAAUUUUGGAAGCAUCAAUAAAUUUGCUUAAUUACUGGU
Molecule: messenger RNA, 3461 nt
Organism: Chenopodium quinoa (quinoa)
Lineage: Eukaryota; Viridiplantae; Streptophyta; Magnoliopsida; Caryophyllales; Amaranthaceae
Exons: 2
Coding region: 619-3288 (889 amino acids)
Biological process (GO): transcription by RNA polymerase I
Cellular component (GO): fibrillar center
Molecular function (GO): RNA polymerase I core promoter sequence-specific DNA binding
Source: RefSeq, a predicted model, not a curated record